Molecule: messenger RNA, 8002 nt
Organism: Rattus rattus (black rat)
Lineage: Eukaryota; Metazoa; Chordata; Mammalia; Rodentia; Muridae
Product: nesprin-1-like
Molecular function (GO): protein binding
Source: RefSeq, a predicted model, not a curated record
GCACUGAUGUUCACUGGGGUUUGUUCUCCAGGACAUGAAGAAGUUUGAAGGAGAGCUGAGAAACUUGCAGGUAGCUUUGGAACAAGCCCAAACAAUUCUGACUUCUCCAGAAGUGGGGCGCCUUAGUCUCAAGGAGCAGCUGUCCCAUCGGCAGCAUCUGCUGUCUGAGAUGGAGUCACUGAAGCCAAAGGUUCAAGCCGUACAACUCUGCCAGAGUGCUCUCCGGAUCCCUGAGGAUGUGGUCACCGGCUUGCCUCUGUGCCACGCUGCCCUGCGGCUGCAAGAGGAAGCCAGUCAGCUGCAGCACACGGCCAUCCAGCAAUACAACAUCAUGCAGGAGGCCGUGGUGCAGUACGAACAGUACGGACAAGAAAUGAAGCAUCUCCAGCAGCUGAUAGAAGCAGCUCACAGAGAGAUCGAGGACAAACCCGUGGCCACCGGUAACAUCCAGGAGCUGCAGGCGCAGAUCUCUCGGCAUGAGGAGCUGGCGCAGAAAAUCAAGGGCUACCAGGAGCAGAUCGCCUCUUUGAAUUCCAAAUGCAAGAUGCUGACGAUGAAAGCCAAGCACGCUACUAUGCUGCUGACCGUGACCGAGGUCGAGGGACUGGCGGAAGGGACCGAGGAUGUGGACCCCGAGCUCCUCCCCACGCCUUCUGCCCACCCCUCCGUGGUCAUGAUGACUGCAGGGCGCUGUCACACUCUGUUGUCUCCUGUCACUGAGGAGUCUGGGGAGGAGGGAACCAACAGUGAGAUUUCCUCUCCACCUGCCUGUCGCUCCCCAUCACCUGUGGCUAACACUGAGGCAUCCGUUAACCAGGACAUUGCGUACUACCAAGCUCUGUCCGCCGAGGGGCUGCAGACAGAUGCUGCGAGAAUCCCCCCCAGUGCUGCGGCAUCCCAGGAGUUGUAUGAGCCUGGGCUGGAGCCUUCAGCGACUGCCAAACUGGGCGACCUCCAGCGCUCCUGGGAAACCUUAAAAAACGUGAUCAGUGAAAAACAGCGGACUCUCUACGAAGCUUUGGAACGCCAGCAGAAGUACCAGGACGCCCUCCAGUCCGUCUCGACCAAGAUGGAGGCCAUGGAGAUGAAGCUGAGCGAGAGCCUCCAGCCCGGCCGGAGUCCAGAAAGCCAGAUGGCUGAGCACCAGGCCCUGAUGGACGAGGUGCAGAUGCUGCAAGACGAGAUCAAUGGGCUCCAGGCGUCUCUUGCAGAGGAGCUGGCGGCCGAGUCUCAGGAGUCGGACCCAGCGGAGCAGCUAGCCCUGCAGUCCACGCUCACCGUCCUGGCUGAGCGAAUGUCCACCAUCAGGAUGAAAGCGGCUGGCAAGCGGCAGCUUCUGGAGGAGAAGCUAAAUGAUCAGCUGGAGGAGCAGAGACAGGAGCAGGCUCUGCAGAGGUACCGCUGCGAGGCAGAGGAGCUGGACCACUGGCUGUUGAACACAAAGGCCACCCUGGACUUUGCAGCGGGUACAUCCCAGGAGCCUAUGGACAUGGAUGCCCAGCUGGUGGACUGCCAGAACAUGCUCGUGGAAAUAGAACAGAAAGUGGUGGCCCUGUCGCAGCUGUCGGUGCGCAGUGAGAACCUGCUGCUGGAGGGCAAGGCUCACACGAAAGACGAGGCAGAGCAGCUAGCCUCGAAGCUGAGGAUGCUCAAAGGGAGCCUCAUGGAGCUGCAGAGGGCCCUGCGUGACAGACAGCUCAACAUGCAGCAGGGAGUCACACAAGAGAAAGAAGAGAAUGAUGUUGACUUCACGGCGACUCAGAGUCCCGGAGUACAGGAAUGGCUGGCUCAAGCCCGCACCACUCGGACCCACCAGCGGCAGAGCAGCCUCCAGCAGCAAAAGGAGUUCGAACAGGAGCUGGCUGAGCAGAAGAGCCUCCUCCGCUCAGUAGCUAGCCGUGGAGAGGAGAUUCUAAUCCAGCAUUCCACCGCAGAAGGCUCAGGUGGCCUUGGUGAAAAACCUGAUGUGUUAUCCCAGGAGUUGGGGAUGGAAGGGGCAAAAUCAUUUGCUGAAGACCAGAUGAGAGCGAAGUGGGAAAGUCUACACCAAGAGUUUAGUACCAAGCAGAAGCUUCUACAGAAUAUUCUGGAACAGGAACAAGAACAAAUGCUUUAUAGCAGUCCGAACAGACUCCUGUCAGGAGUGCUACCAUUGAGAGGGGAAGCGCAGACUCAAGAUAAGUCUUCAGUGACGUCCUUGCUGGAUGGACUGAGCCAGGCCUUCGGAGAGGUGUCAUCACAGAGUGGAGGAACAGACAGACAGAACAUUCACUUGGAGCAGAAGUUAUAUGACGGAGUCUCAGCCACUUCAACCUGGUUGGAUGACGUUGAGGAGCAUUUAUUUGUGGCCACAGCACUUUUGCCGGAACAAACAGAAGUUUGUCUCUUCAACCAAGAGGCUCUUGCCAAGGACAUUAAGGAAAUGUCUGAAGAAAUGGAUAAGAACAAGAAUUUGUUUUCCCAAGCAUUCCCAGAGGACAGUGACAACCGAGAUGUUAUCGAAGACACUCUGGGUUGUCUUUUGGGCAGAUUAUCCCUGCUGGAUUCAGUAGUGGGUCAGCGAUGUCAUCAGAUGAAGGAAAGACUCCAGCAAGUCCUCAGUUUCCAGAAUGACCUGAAGGUGUUGUUUACAUCGUUAGCCGACAACAAUUAUAUCAUUGUGCAGAAGCUGGCAAACAUGUGCAAACAGCCCAUUGUGGAACAGAUACAGGCCAUACAACAGGCGGAAGAGGGACUGAGGGAGCUCGAUGGUGGAAUCUCUGAGUUGAAACAGCGGGGUGACAAGUUGCAAGUGGAUCAAUCCGCUCUGCAAGAACUCUCCAAGCUCCAGGACAUGUAUGAUGAGCUACUGGUGACCAUCAGCUCCCGGAGGAGCAGCCUCAACCAGAACCUUGCACUCAAGAGUCAGUAUGACAAGGCUCUGCAAGAUCUGGUAGACCUGCUGGACACUGGGCAGGAGAAGAUGGCAGGGGACCAGAAGAUCAUUGUAUCCUCCAAAGAAGAAGUCCAGCAACUGCUCGGCAAGCACAAGGAAUACUUCCAGGGCCUGGAAUCGCAUGUGAUUUUGACUGAAACACUCUUCAGAAAGAUUGUUGACUUUGCAGCUAUGAAGGAAACUCAGCUGCACUCGGACCGUUUGGCUCAAGCUUCUGCUGUGUUGAAGCAGGCUCACAAGAGAGGGGUGGAGCUUGAGUACAUCCUAGAGAUGUGGUCCCAUCUGGAUGAGAAUCUCCAGGAGCUCAGCAGACAGCUGGAGAUGAUAGAAAACAGCAUCCCAAGUGUGGGCCUGGUAGAGGAGAGCGAGGACAGACUUGUGGAAAGGACAAGUCUCUACCAGCAUUUAAAAUCCAGCCUUAACGAAUACCAGCCCAAACUGUAUCAAGUGCUAGAUGACGGGAAGCGGCUUAUGAUGUCUGUCAGCUGUUCAGAACUUGAAAGUCAGCUAAAUCAGCUGGGAGAGCGCUGGCUCGGUAAUACAAACAAAGUAUCCAAGGAACUGCACAGACUGGAGACCAUACUGAAACACUGGACCAGGUAUCAGAGUGAAGCUGCCGAUCUGAUUCACUGGCUAGAGUCUGCAAAGGACAGGCUGGCAUUUUGGACUCAGCAGUCUGUGACGGUCCCACAAGAACUGGAAAUGGUCCGGGAUCAUCUCAAUGCUUUCCUGGAGUUCUCUAAAGAAGUAGAUGCCAAAUCUUCCCUCAAGUCUUCGGUCACAAGCACAGGAAAUCAGCUUCUUCGAUUAAAGAAAGUGGACACAGCUGCCCUGCGUGCUGAGCUGUCCCGCAUGGACAGCCAGUGGACUGACCUACUGGCAGGCAUUCCUGCCGUGCAGGAGAAGCUCCAUCAGCUCCAGAUGGACAAGCUGCCUUCCCGCCAUGCUAUUUCUGAGGUCAUGAGUUGGAUCUCCCUCAUGGAAAGUGUCAUCCUGAAGGAUGAAGAGGACAUAAGAAAUGCCAUCGGUUACAAGGCAAUCUACGAAUACCUGCAGAAAUACAAGGGUUUCAAGAUAGAUCUUAACUGCAAGCAGCUGACGGCGGACUUUGUGAACCAGUCGGUGCUCCAGAUCAGCAGUCAGGAUGUGGAGAGCAAGCGCAGCGACAAGACGGAUUUUGCUGAGCAGCUUGGUGCAAUGAAUAAAAGUUGGCAGCUCUUGCAAGGUCGAGUGGGUGAGAAGAUCCAGAUGUUGGAGGGCUUGUUGGAGUCGUGGUCAGAGUACGAGAACAGCGUACAGUCUCUGAAAGCUUGGUUCGCAAACCAGGAGAGAAAGCUGGAAGAGCAUCAUCAAAUCGGUGACCAGAAUUCUGUUCAGAAUGCUCUGAAGGACUGUCAGGAACUGGAAGAUUUGAUUAAAGCAAAAGAAAAGGAGGUAGAGAAAAUUGAGCAGAAUGGACUCGCAUUGAUUCAGAACAAGAGGGAGGAGGUCUCUUGCAGUGUCCUGAACACACUUUGGGAACUCAGGCAGACCUGGGCCAGCUUAGAGCGCACGGUUGGACAGUUAAAGAUACAGCUGACAUCGGUCCUUGGCCAGUGGAGCAAUCACAAAGCUGCCUUUGAGGAGAUCAACAAUCACCUCAUGGAGGCCAGAUAUUCUCUGUCCCGAUUCCGUCUGCUGACAGGCUCCUCUGAUGCUGUGCAAGUUCAGGUUGACAAUCUUCAGAAUCUUCAUGAUGACCUGGAAAAGCAGGAAGGGGACUUACAGAAAUUUGGCUCUCUCACCAACCAACUACUGAAGGAGUGUCACCCACCUGUGGCAGAAGCCCUGUCCAGUACCCUGCAGGAAGUCAAUAUGAGAUGGAAUAACUUACUGGAAGAGAUUGCCAAACAGCUGCACUCCAGCAAGGCCCUACUUCAGCUCUGGCAGAGAUACAAGGACUACUUGAAGCAGUGCGCCUCUGCAGUCCAGAGACAAGAGGAACAGACCAAUGCACUGUUGAAGACAGCCACGAACAAGGACAUCGCUGACGAUGAAGUCACCAACUGGAUUCAGGAUUGCAAUGACCUUCUCAAGGGACUGGGGACAGUCAAGGACUCGCUUUUCAUCCUCCAUGAGCUAGGAGAGCAGCUUGGACAACAGGUGGAUGAUUCUGCAGCCACCACCAUUCAGUGUGAGCAGCUCUGCUUCAGCCAGCGCCUGGAGGCCCUGGAGCAGGCGCUUUGCAAGCAGCAAGCAGUGUUGCAGGCGGGAGUUGUUGACUAUGAAACAUUUGCCAAGAGCUUAGAAGCCUUAGAGGCCUGGAUCGUGGAAGCCGAGGGCAUCCUCCAAGCGCAGGAUCCCACUCACUCGUCCGACCUCUCCACCAUCCAGGAAAGAAUGGAGGAGCUGAAGGGACAGAUGCUAAAGUUUAGCAGCAUGGCUCCUGAUUUAGACCGUCUCAAUGAGUUGGGGUACCGGUUACCCUUGAAUGACAAGGAGAUCAAAAGGAUGCAAAACCUCAAUCGCCACUGGUCUCUGAUCUCUUCUCAGACCACAGAAAGAUUCAGCAAGCUGCAGUCAUUCUUGCUCCAACACCAGACUUUCUUGGAAAAGUGCGAAACAUGGAUGGAAUUCUUGGUUCAGACGGAGCACAAGUUGGCAGUGGAGAUCUCAGGCAAUUACCAGCAUCUUUUGGAGCAGCAGAGAGCACAUGAGCUUUUUCAAGCCGAGAUGUUCAGCCGCCAGCAGAUCCUACACUCCAUCAUCGUUGAUGGGCAGAAUCUUCUAGAACAAGGUCAAGUUGAUGACAGGGAGGAGUUCAGCCUGAAGUUGACACUCCUCAGUAACCAAUGGCAAGGAGUGAUUCGCAGGGCCCAGCAGAGAAGAGGUAUCAUCGACAGCCAGAUUCGCCAGUGGCAACGCUAUAGAGAAAUGGCAGAGAAGCUCCGUAAAUGGUUGGUUGAGGCGUCUCAUCUGCCCCUGAGUGGUCUUGGAAGCAUCCCAGUACCACUGCAACAAGUGAGGACACUCUUUGAUGAAGUGCAGUUCAAAGAGAAGGUGUUCCUGCGCCAACAAGGGAGCUACAUCCUGACAGUGGAGGCUGGCAAGCAGCUCCUGCUCUCUGCUGACAGUGGCGCCGAGGCGGCCUUGCAGGCUGAGCUCACAGACAUCCAAGAGAAGUGGAAGUCGGCCAGCACGCAUCUGGAGGAGCAGAAAAAGCUGGCAUUUCUGUUGAAAGACUGGGAAAAGUGUGAGAAAGGGAUAGCCGAUUCUCUGGAGAAGCUCCGCACGUUCAAGAAGAGGCUAUCUCAGCCUCUACCUGACCACCAUGAGGAACUCCACGCGGAGCAGAUGCGGUGCAAGGAACUGGAAAAUGCAGUUGGGAGGUGGACAGAUGACCUGGCAGAGCUAGUGCUGCUGCGGGAGGCCCUGGCUGUCCAUCUCAGUGCCGAGGACAUCUCCAUCCUGAGGGAACGUGUGGAGCUUCUGCAAAGACAGUGGGAAGAGCUUUGUCACCAGGUCUCCCUAAGACGACAGCAAGUGAGCGAGCGCCUGAACGAGUGGGCUGUCUUCAGUGAAAAGAACAAGGAGCUAUGCGAGUGGCUGACCCAGAUGGAGAGCAAAGUCUCUCAGAAUGGGGACAUCCUCAUCGAAGAGAUGAUAGAAAAACUCAAGAAGGAUUAUCAAGAGGAAAUUGCUGUGGCCCAAGAGAACAAAAUCCAACUCCAGCAAAUGGGAGAACGGCUCGCUAAAGCCAGCCACGAGAGCAAAGCCUCUGAGAUUCAGUACAAACUCAGCAAAGUGAAUGACAGGUGGCAGCAUCUUCUGGAUCUCAUGGCGGCUAGGGUGAAGAAGCUCAAGGAGACCCCUGGUGGCUGCAGCAUGGAUAAGAACAUGGGCAGUCUGGAGGAUUUGGCUGGCCUAAUAUGGAGUCAGAGCUGGCCAAAGCCCAUAGUCUCGCAUUCUUGUAACUCUGAAGAAAUACAGAAGAAACUGAGUGAGCAGCAGGGGCUGCAGAGAGACAUUGAGAACACAGCACAGGCGCCGCCUGUCCUCAACUCGUGUGGAGGUCCUGCUGCAUGAUCAGACGCCUGCGCCACCGACAUGAGGACUCCCAAUCCAGCAGCCACACGAAACCUGGACCGGCGGUGGAGGAACAUCUGCAUGUCCAUGGAGAGGAGACUCAAAAUUGAAGAGACAUGGCGACUGUAAAGAAGUUUCUGGACUGAUGACUAUUCUCGCCUUUGAAGACUGGCUGGAGAUUCUUCAGAAAGGAUUAUUGCAUUCCCAGUUCUUCUGGGGGUGCUAUACAGCUGCAAGGAGGAGCUGAAGAAGUUUGAGGUGAUUAUGCUGCCAAAUGUCCACGAGAGCCUGACCCAGCUAGAGCUCAUCAACAAACAGGCACGGUGCCUGGGGCCAGGAGAGAACUGCACAGACUCCGCCUGCAGCCUCAGGCAGAUGGGCCCAUGGGGGGGCAACCAGAGAUGGACGUCCUUACAAAGGGUCACCUCCCAUCUUGGCAGGCUCAAGGUUCUGAUUAAUCCUUGCCAGCGUGAGGAGUUUGAGACAGCACGGACAGCAUUUCUGGUUCGGCUCACGGAGAUGGAUUUGCAGCUCACCAAUAUCGUAACAUUUUCUGAAUGCCAUGUUCAAGCUAAAAUAAAGCAACUCAAGGUUUUCCAACAGGAGAUCUCUACUGAACCAUGCAGAUCGGAGCAGAUCAUUGCAGGAGAGCAGCUGAUAGAGAAGAGCUUGCGCCAAUUGGAUGCCGUUGUCAUCGAGGAGGAGCUGGAUGAACUCCGGCGCCAUCGCCAGGAGGUUCGGACGGUGGAAAGAUACCACAAGAAACUGAUCCGCUUGCCUCUACCAGAUGACCAUGACCGUGGACCGAGAGAGCCAGAUCUCAAGACUCCUGGCCUUUCAGACCUACACUGGCAGGACCUCUGAAGAUGGCAUGCCCUCCCACAGCCUUCUUCCAAUCCCCCUCCCUCUCCCCUUCCUCAGCCCCUCCGGAGUGAGCGGUCAGGGAGAGAACCAGCCAGCGUGGGACUCCAUCCUCUGGAAUGGGACCACGAUGAGACCUGA